AAUGCGAACUCAUUCCGAGGGCACUCUUUACCCUGCACUUGAAGGAGCACACGGACAUGGCUCAAACGAACAAAAAAGAUGUACGGGGGGACGUGUUCGACGGUUUCCGCACGGCCUUUAAAUCCUUUGCUACUGAGGCCAUACACGUAGGUCAAGAGCCGGAGCAGUGGAACUCCAUGGCUGUGGUUCCGCCGAUUUCUCUGUCCACCACCUUCAAGCAGGACUCUCCCGGAAAGCACGCUGGUUUUGAGUACAGCCGGAGUGGAAACCCUACUAGAAACUGCCUCGAGAAGGCUGUGUCGGCACUGGAUGGAGCAAAGUACUCCUUCGCCCUUGCUUCAGGACUGGCAGCCACAGUCACCAUCACUCACUUGCUGAAAUCCGGUGAUGGGAUCGUCUGUAUGGAUGACGUGUACGGAGGAACAAAUCGAUACUUUCAAAAAAUCGCAUGUGACUUUGGGCUGGAAAUAUCUUUUGCUGACUGCACUAAACCAGAGCUGCUCAAGGCUGCCCUGAAGCCAAACACAAAAAUGGUGUGGAUCGAAACGCCAACCAACCCUACCAUGAAGGUGGUUGACAUCAAGGCCUGCUCCGAGUUGGUGCACCUACACAGCAAAGACAUCGUGGUGGUCGUGGACAACACUUUCAUGUCGGCCUAUUUCCAGCGCCCCUUGGCUUUGGGAGCUGAUAUCUGCAUGUAUUCAGCCACCAAAUAUAUGAAUGGUCACAGCGAUGUGGUGAUGGGCCUGGUCUCGGUGAACAGAGAGGAUCUGAAUGAACGGCUGAAGUUUCUGCAGAACGCACUGGGUGGUGUACCGUCUCCCUUUGACUGCUACCUGGUCAACCGUGGACUGAAGACGCUACACCUGCGGAUGGAGCGGCACUUCAAGAACGCCAUGGCUGCUGCCAAGUUUCUGGAGGCCGAUCCCAGGGUGGAGCGUGUCAUAUUCCCAGGUCUGCCCUCCCACCCACAGUACGAGGUGGUGAGGAAACAAUGCACCGGCUGUCCGGGGAUGAUCACCUUCUACAUUAAGGGGAAACUUGAACAUGCCAAUACUUUCCUCAGCAACCUUAAGAUGUUCUGUGUAGCAGAAAGUCUUGGUGGUUAUGAGAGUUUAGCAGAACAUCCGGCGAUUAUGACCCAUGCGUCGGUGCCAGAAAAGGAGAGGACUGUUCUUGGGAUCAGUGACACACUGAUCCGCCUCUCUGUUGGCCUGGAGGAUGAAUCAGACGUCAUUGAAGACCUGAACCAGGCGCUGAAUGCUGCUCAUCCUCAGAAGAUCUGAUGUGUCUGCAGGGCGGUUUGCAGAUGGAGGUUGUUGUUGUUGUAGUGAUGCGUAAAGGAAGUACCUGAAGCCUUAAACAGCUGACGAUCAGCCCAUCGUACCUCAGUACAGCGAAGGCCUCCUGUAAGGGAACAAUUUGUUCUAUUAAAAAUACAAAUCAGGCUAUCUGUGAAUAAUUGACACAAUUUUUACAUGAGAAUCUUGUAUUGCUUUUUACUAGAGCAACACUUUGAAUUUAAUUUAUCUUAUGCUGAUUUGCUUCUUUGUUCACAUGUUUGUUUUUUGUUUUAUGUAUUCUUUGAAGCUUGAUCGGGGAAAUGUUUCACUCAAGAGUAAACAAGUUUACAGAGAAAACAAAAUGUUGAAAAAAACAGCAAUAUUUUGUUGGUACAAGUAUAAUCUGUAAUGGAAAUAUUUCAUUAUAUCCAAUUGUAAAACUAGCUUAGUGAUUAUGUAGAACACAUCUUGAGCACAUGCUGCCACCUAGUGGCCAAACGUUGAACGUUUCAGGAUUGUACAUCCUAAGAUUUAAAUAAAUGACAACCAACUUUAAAAAAGAAAACAGAGUAUAAGCUUUGUUUGGCUUGAAUCUUGGGCUUCUCCAUGUGUGAGAACUGUAUUUGUAAAAAUGUAUGAGACUGAAUUACCAAAAAAAAAUGUGGGAGGAUUUGGUAUGCACGUGCCUUAUUUGGAGCAGUACUGUUCAGCUAUAAGGGACUUCUCUUAAAGUAAUAAGUGCAGGUUGUUGCAGCUGAAUUCCUCUGAGGAAUGUUUGAAGAGCUACAGAUGUGUGUUCCUUUUUUUUUUUUUAAGUCAGCAUUUUAUCCAAUGAGAAAUGCACCGCCUUUUCUCUUAUUUCCCAGAUCAUAACUCUUUAUUUUUAUUUUGGGUUUUAUGCAUUUGUUAAUGUUACUGGUUAAUCCAUUAAAAUCUGUUUGCAGAACAA
Cololabis saira (Pacific saury) is the source of this 2232-nucleotide messenger RNA. Its product is annotated as cystathionine gamma-lyase-like. Gene Ontology annotation, molecular function: pyridoxal phosphate binding; cystathionine gamma-lyase activity. The transcript is spliced from 12 exons. Gene Ontology annotation, biological process: transsulfuration. The record is from RefSeq and is a predicted model, not a curated record. Gene Ontology annotation, cellular component: cytoplasm. Bases 57 to 1286 code for a protein of 409 amino acids. Lineage: Eukaryota; Metazoa; Chordata; Actinopteri; Beloniformes; Belonidae.